Messenger RNA from Oryzias latipes (Japanese medaka), 1378 nucleotides. RefSeq names its product charged multivesicular body protein 2A (gene chmp2a). Gene Ontology annotation, biological process: vacuolar transport. NCBI's taxonomy places the organism in Eukaryota, Metazoa, Chordata, Actinopteri, Beloniformes, Adrianichthyidae. The record is from RefSeq and is a predicted model, not a curated record.
GUCAUUUCCUGGAAAUGCAACCCUCGCAACACGGAAGUGUUAGAAAGAAAACAAAAUAACCGUUCAUAUCUGAGAGGAUUUGGAGUCAGAAAAUACACGUUAACCGCCGUUUAUCCUCUGGGUUAGUCGUCAGUCCCGGUCCACGAUGGAGUUUCUGUUCGGAAAGAGGAAGACGCCGGAAGAGAUGCUGAGGCAGAACCAGCGAGCGCUCAAUCGAGCCAUGAGAGAUCUGGACCGAGAGCGAAUGAAACUGGAACAGCAGGAGAAGAAGAUUAUCGCUGACAUCAAGAAAAUGGCCAAGCAAGGACAAAUGGAUGCAGUGAAGAUCAUGGCCAAGGACCUGGUUCGCACAAGACGCUACGUCAAGAAGUUCAUCAUGAUGAAAGCAAACAUUCAGGCUGUCAGUCUGAAAAUACAGACACUCAAGUCCAACAACAGCAUGGCGCAGGCGAUGAAAGGCGUCACUAAGGCUAUGGCCACCAUGAACAGACAGCUGAAACUGCCUCAGAUCCAGAAGAUCAUGAUGGAGUUUGAGAAACAGAGUGAACUCAUGGACAUGAAGGAGGAGAUGAUGAAUGACGCCAUUGACGACGCCAUGGGGGAUGAAGAUGAUGAGGAGGAGAGUGAUGCUAUUGUGUCCCAAGUGCUGGAUGAGCUCGGUCUGAAUUUGUCAGAUGAACUAUCAAGUUUACCCAGUACUGGGGGAAGCCUUUCAGUGGCAGGAGGAAAGAAAGCGGAACCCCAAGCCGCCUUGGCUGAUGCUGAUGCAGAUCUGGAGGAGCGCUUGAACAACCUCAGAAGAGACUAAAUGCAGAAAACAAGCCCAUUUGUCAUGUUGUUGAUGGAGAUCCACAAAAAAGUGUCUAAAUACUGGCUGACUACCACAAGCGACCAUAUGUUAUAAAGGUUUAUGGCUUUCUGUUUGAGGUGUUUUCUUUUCACAAGUGUAUCAUUAUCCUAACAAGGAAAAACAUAAGGAAGGUCCUUAUCCAUUUAUCUAGCUCAUUGUCACAUUUAAGACUUUGCCAAAUAAUACAAAUGGCCUAAGAGUCUGGAGCAUUUUUUCUAUUGUCUGUAAAUACUAACUCCUCAAGACGUCAGGAUUUUUUUCAUUAUUUGAAUUAACACUAAGGAUAAAAUAUCUAAAGGAAACCAAAUAAAAGCUGGUUAUACUGAAGAAAGUUACUUUUAAUACGAUUGGCAUUUAGAGGUCGUAUUUUGUAUAUGAGGCAGAUUUGAUGGUUGGAUCAUCACUAAAAAGUCUUGAUUUUUAGAUUUCUUUGCUACCAGCUGUCAAGAAAAUGUGCAAAAACUCUGAAACAGCAGCUCCUCUGUACCUGAGCAGUUUCUGCUACCAUUAAUAAAUUGACUUGGUAAA